Molecule: messenger RNA, 360 nt
Organism: Arctia plantaginis
Lineage: Eukaryota; Metazoa; Arthropoda; Insecta; Lepidoptera; Erebidae
Source: the annotation of a GenBank genome assembly
AUGUUUCGUAACCUCUCAAAGAUUUUAGAACCAGUGCGAAAUCACCUGUUUUUUCGUGCUUCGGCUGGGAGCAAUAACACCGGCAGUGCUAGCAAUGGCACAGCAUUUGAACGCAACAGUGUGACGAAGGAACAACAGCUCUCCGACGUAUUGAAGCGCUCACUGCCUGGUAUUACUUACCUAAGUGUGCAAGACAUCUCAGGUGGUUGUGGCGCUAUGUAUGAGAUUAGUGUAGAAGCUAAGGAAUUCACUGGCCUGACCCGUGUGAAACAACAUCGGCUAGUAACAGAAUCUUUGAAAACUGAGAUAGCAGAAAUGCAUGGCAUCCGCAUCCAUACUGCGCCUUCACAAGAGAAUUAA